UGCUGACACAAUACCCAACAAAACACACCAACAUAACACUAAUAAAACGAAAAAAAAAAUAAAACACUUUUUUUCAUAAUGCCAAUACACAAUUCGCGACUAGAAAAGCAGGUUAAGUUUAGGGUUCUUCCGGAGCCCAUAUCAGACAAAGCUGUAAGUUUACCAACUUCUGUAAAAUCGCUCAGACGCCAUCAGGAUAAUAUCAGAAGAGAAAAAGUCGCUAAGAAAAUUGAAAAGCAAACUGCAAAUGGUCUAACAUCUUGUUUGAUCGCCAGCUCACCCGAUUUACGGAUCGGUGGAGGUGCUAAUGAUCCAGCCCCUCGUAAUGCUGGAAAAUUACCUCGCACUGACAGCGAGUGUCAGUUCAAGGCCCCGGGAUUCCGUUUCCUUACGGAAAGAGACACGUCUAUAAACAGCCAUGAGGUUAAGAUGAGUCCUCGCGUGGUCAUGAAGAAAGAAUUAAAGCACAAAUGCAAUUUCUUUUCCAAGCCUGAGGACACGCGACCCUUCAAGAAUAAAAUUACCCAGACACUUUACAGGGAAUCCUCUGCGCAGACUAUUAGUUAUUUGCCGGAAGUUUUAGAAACAAGGAACUUCAAAAAAUUGGAACUGUUUUCCCUGCCAUCUGUAUUGCCAGGAUCAAAUAAACCAGGGCUGCAUGAGGUCGAGGUCCUGGAGCGUGCCAGGAAGAGAUGGGCCUUUAGCGAUGCGCUGAAGGUACACUUUCAAAGACUCCUUUGUGAGGCCAGGAAAGUGGCUAUAAAAACUGAGUUCAAAGAGAUUUUGGAAGCCUUCGAGUGGGAGCAGUGGAUCCAGCGGGAGGAGGACAUCCAGGAGUGCCAGAUGAUGCGUCUCCAGAUCGUAAUCAAGAUGUUUGACAAGAGGGAGAAGGAAAUGCACGCCGCCUCAAAGUCACGUAUUGAAAAAGCCUGCGAACGAAUCGAGGAGCGACGCCUAGCUGGUUUGCGAAAGAACGAGAUCGAGUUUCAGCGGGGAAUGCGUCGCCUGGAGAUCCAAGUCACGAAGACUCCGCGAAGAUGGGAAAAGCAGAAGCCUAUGCAUUCUCUGGGAUCUCCGUGCUCUGAAUUCUAUGCUCCGCUUUUAAGAUACGGCGUGGAUCCGGCACAUAGAAACUAUGUCUCAAAAACCGGACGCAAUGCUUUCGACAUGAGGAUCGACGAACUGGAGAAGAAAGUCAAUAUGAACCAAUUAAAAUGUCCGUUUAGAAAGCUCAAAGAUUGGUCUAAGCCCAAAAAGUAUGACCAAGAGUAUGAGCGGAAUUUCUGCAAAGAGGACAAUCUGCAAAAGCUCUUCGAAUGCUUGAAGGCCCUUAGAACUCAGGCCGACAGGGAGAAAGAGGAACCUAAAUGUCUCAAAAAGCGUCGAAGAAGGGAAUUAGGUAGAGUGGCUUCCCAAAUGACCCUUGCCUAUUUAACCGACCUCUACGAUGUUCAGUCCGAUUCCUCUAAAGAGAGUUCUGAAAAAGGAAUAUCAAUUAGCAAGUAUGCAGGUUUUCUUGAAACUGAGGCGAAUCAAAAUUCAGAAAUUAUAAUGACAAGCUUGAAGAACGAUAGAAAGAGAGAGGGCAUGGAGAACUUGUUAAACAUAUACGAGGGCACCUACGUGGGAUGGGUGAUGCAGUUCCUAUCGGAGGAGAUGGCUCGCCUCUCGGAACUACGUAGACUUCACUUUUUCGCGAUUAUGGCCCAGAAGGAGCGAUGGCGUCGCGAGGCAGCCGAAGCUGGAUUGAGACAGAAGGAGAACGAUAUGAGGCUGAUGUACGAGGAGUUGUUCCAGAACUGCAAUGUGGUCAACAACGAAAUCUCCAACAAAUAUUUCGCACAGAUUUUGAGCUCAGAUAUGUACAAUGUGGCCGACAGCUCAGCUGCAGAGACAGUAAGUGAAUUGGCGCAAAAAAUCGAUACUGAUAUAGAGCGAUGGCUAGAGAGCUUCAAGCAGAUUCAGAACCCCCUCACUUAUGUUCCCCUACGUCUGAUGCUGAACGAUUUAGUCUCCCCCGAUAUGGAUCAAGUGCUCCAGCGCUAUGAGAACGCCCUGAUUGUGCAAUACGUGGUGGAGGAUGUGAUUUUUCAAAGAGUGUGGACUGAACUAGAUCCAUUUGACAUAGCCACCACAUUAACAAGCGAUCUUAUUGAUCGUCUUAUCGACAACGAUUUAUAUCUCAUGUCCACGGAUAGCGAAAGUGAAAUCCCUCAGAGGGCCUCCUGGCGUGAGGCCAAUGCCAUAAUUAGAAAGCUCAUUCGACGGGCAGUUCCCGGAAGACGUUGGCUUGAAGAAAAUGAACGCAUCGUAACCGAAAACUAUAACGAUCUCUUUCACGACUUAUUUGUACAGAUAUUGCAGAACAUGGAAAAUCCUCCCCCUGUUGAAUCCUCCGAUUUAAUCGAUCUUCGGUUGACUCCUUCUCAGGGUGACAUUCGUAGCACGGACAAUAUUCGCGAAAAAGAAAAUAUUAAUAUGGGAAAUAUCUCACUAAAAGGAUCUGACUUUAUGGGACAACAGACGUUGGCCCUAAUUAAAAGAUUCAAGGACGACAACAUCACAGGAGCAUUAGUAAACGUCGAUAAGCCCUUUGCGGAUGAUCCUCCAUCUGGUAGCGACCAGUUUAUAAACUCUCAAAUUAUUACUCCCGUUAGCAACCUAACAAAGGAACCAAGUGCAGUGUUCAGUCUUAGAAGCACUUUGGAUCUUUCGCAAGUUUCAAAUUUAGCAUCCCUUAUAGGCAGGGGCUACAGGGUAAUGCUACCCAGUGAGGUAGAAAAAAAUAUAGAAAACAUUCUUGUAAAAGAGAGCGAAGAAGAAAGAAUAUUAGAGCCCAUCAAAGACAUUGAGGAACAUGAAGUCAGGAAUAAAAUGGAAAAAGAGGAACAUAUUGAUUCGCCGAAAGUCUCAUUUCAUGAAAUGCAAGUGCCAAUAAUCCCUGCAAAGGAAAUAAGCCCGGAAGCUUAUCACCCACCUAUAUUCCUUGGUAAUAAGGAAGAGCAAAUCGCAGAAGAGGAACCAUUACCUUUGGAAAUUACUCCAUUAGAAUUGAAUCUCGAAACUCCCAAAGAAAUUAAAUCCGAUGUUGACCCAAUACCCAAGGAGCUUACACCCAUUUCCUCAGGUUCAAACGAUAUAAAAAUAGCUGACAAGGAAUUAGUACCACCUGAAGGAAAUCGCGAAACUAUUGACUCAACUCCCAAAGAAAUUAAGUCCGUCGUUGACCCAAUACCCAAGGAGCUUACACCCAUUUCCUCAGGUUCCAAGGAUAUAAAAGCAACUGCCAAGGAAUUAGUACCACCUGAAGGAAAUAAGCCUGUCAUGGUCGAAGAAUCAGAUUCCUUUAUUCCACCCGUUCGGUCUUCGGGGUUAAAAAAUUUGACCCCAACGACGGCUUUAUUAAUAACUGAUUCAACUAAAGUCAAGGGAAAAGCAGUACCUAUUAAAAAGGAUCAGCCCAAAACACAAGUACAGGGAAAUGAAGAAGAGGACCAAAUCGAGGAAAGAAGGCAUCGAGGCUCCUUGGGCUCUCACUUCAAUCCCCUUCAAGCAGUGAUUCCCAUUGAAACAAGUGAUGACCAUUUGCCCGUCAAUGAUAAUAUGACAGCAGACCCAAGUAGGAUGUUGUUAGAUCCCGAAUAAUACAAAUAAUACAUAAUUAAUAAGCAUUACAUAUGGCUAAAAUUAAA
Messenger RNA from Drosophila suzukii, 3692 nucleotides. RefSeq lists its product as uncharacterized. The record is from RefSeq and is a predicted model, not a curated record. NCBI's taxonomy places the organism in Eukaryota, Metazoa, Arthropoda, Insecta, Diptera, Drosophilidae.